Molecule: messenger RNA, 1212 nt
Organism: Lachancea fermentati
Lineage: Eukaryota; Fungi; Ascomycota; Saccharomycetes; Saccharomycetales; Saccharomycetaceae
Source: the annotation of a GenBank genome assembly
AUGGGCAGCCGAGAAAAAGACAAUGCCAAGCUCGAUGAGGUAGUUUCCUCACGUUUUUUUCCGGAGCACUCCAUAUCUUUGGCCGAACUAGAAACAAUCUGCUCUCGCAAAGUUUCUACAUUAACGUAUCCACUGGCGUCUACUUUUCAGGAGAAUGUCCCCAUAUAUGAGUUAGCAUCAUUUUCUGACUGCGAUCAGAGCAUUGUUUCCAUGCUAAAGGAUGAGUGGUAUCAUAUUCUUUCUUCCGGGCCAGGCGUUUUCGUAGUAAAAGCAAUGUACAACACAAAAGCGUACGAGGAAGUACUAAAAUCAACAAACUUAUCUUUUGAAAAAAUUUUGGAGCGAGAGAAGCGGCAUGCUAAGGAUAGCAAGGGGGAUCAUUUUGCCGCUGAUGGGUCGAACGAUCGUAUUUGGAACUCAUUUAGUAAGCAUGCUUUUGAGGAUUCAAAUUCAUUUUUUGAGUACUACUCUAAUCCCUGGUUGGCGCAUGUGUGUGAUGCUUGGCUGGGUCCAGGAUACCAGGUCACAGCCCAGGUGAAUAACGUAAAGCCUGGCAGUCAGCCACAGGAAUGUCAUCGAGAUUAUCAUCUUGGAAUCCAAAGCAGAAGCAAAUGUGUUCGCUACCCAAGAGGAUUGCAAAUUGCGAGUCAGUAUUUAACCUUACAGGGAGCAAUCGCCCACACCAACAUGCCUCUAGAGAGUGGACCUACAAGAUUUUUACCUUUUAGCCAAACCUUUGAGCGCGGUUAUAUUGCCUUCCAGCUGGAAGAGUUUCGAAACUUUUUUCUCCACAACUACGUAGCGCUACCGCUGGAAUUGGGAGACGGAGUUUUUUUUAAUCCGGCACUUUUUCACGGUGCUGGCGCGAACACCACUGAAACCUUCCUUCGUAGUGCAAACCUCCUGCAAAUCAGUAGCGCCUUCGGUAAGCCCAUGGAGACAAUUGAUUCACUUCCUAUUGUUGAGCGUUGCUGGGUACUUCUCAAAGAGAGAUACGCCAAAGAAGGUCUCAGUAGCAGGGUCUCCGCGUUUAUAAGUGCCAUAUUCAACGGAUAUCCAUAUCCAACUAAUCUUGAUAAAAGACUACCCGCUCCAAACAGUAUGAUGCCUGAAAGUGAGCAGGAUAUCGCCGUACGGGCACUUCAUGACAAUUGGUCGACCGAAAAAAUCAUGGAGUGCUUGAGGCAAAUCAAAAGCGAUUCAAAAGCCUGA